This is a messenger RNA of Teleopsis dalmanni, 1052 nucleotides long. It is a transcript of the gene TBC1d7, whose product is annotated as TBC1 domain family member 7. Bases 166 to 1044 code for a protein of 292 amino acids. Gene Ontology annotation, molecular function: GTPase activator activity. Gene Ontology annotation, biological process: negative regulation of TOR signaling; activation of GTPase activity. The transcript is spliced from 5 exons. The record is from RefSeq and is a predicted model, not a curated record. NCBI's taxonomy places the organism in Eukaryota, Metazoa, Arthropoda, Insecta, Diptera, Diopsidae.
GCAUUUGGUUUUACUUUGUUGUUAUCCACAUUUUCUAGUUUGUUGUUUUUAAUUAUUUAGCAACAGUAUUCACACAAAAACGGUGGGCAUUCGAAUUUAGAAGAAAAUUACGGAAAAAGCCAUUUAUUUCACAAUAUAUAUUAGUAUAAAUAUCAAAUAUUGAAAAUGGCUACUGACGAACGAAAUUUUCGUUCUAGUUACUAUGAAAAAGUUGGGUGCUAUGGUGUUGAGGAGAAAAAAUCUUUAAAUAAGUUACUAGAGGAUAAUAUAAGAAAUCAUGAAAAAUUAAAACAAUUUUGUUUAAGUUACACAGUUCCUACAACACAAAGAGCCCUACUCUGGAAUAUAAUUCUCGGCGUACUGCCUUUGCAUAAAAAUUCUGCACAAUAUAUUUUAGAGCAGCGGACUGCUGUUUAUGAAGAUUUGCGUCGAGCUGUGCAAAUAAUGCAGUACAUAGAUCGUGAUGUCACAGCACCAACUCCUAAGAGUCAUAAUAUAUAUACCAUGUGGCUACUGGAAAAUAAUCGGUUACUGCAUCAAGUAGAAGGUGCCCAAGAUGACAACUUCAUCGAAAUUGUAAAGGUGUUGCUUCAAAUAUUUGAAAACGAUGUAGAAACUUACUGGAUUGCUAAAAAAUUUUAUGGCUGCACAAAUGAUAUUAAGCAAGAGUGUCCAAAGCUUAAGGAACUGACCCAAAUGUUACUGAAGAGAGAAGAUAUUGCAUUACUAAAUCAUUUAGAUAGUUUGGAAGUAUUUAGCAAUGGUAUAGUGGACAAAUGGUAUUUUAACUGCUUUGCUGGUAUAAUUAAUGAAUCUGCUUUGGUAAAAGUGUGGGAUAAAAUAUGUGGUGGCUCAAGAAAAAUAGUUGUUUUCGUCUUUAUUGAGUUAGUUAAGGCGUUUCGAGAUGCUAUCUUAAAAUGCACCAAUGCUUAUGAAUUUAAGACACUGGUUGAACAGGUGAAAGAUCAAGAUGCAGCAAUUGUUAACAAAGCAAUUAAAACUUGGCAAAGCAAUAAAAAUCAUAGUGAAAUAACAAUACACUAAAAAAUUUA